Molecule: messenger RNA, 3033 nt
Organism: Nylanderia fulva
Lineage: Eukaryota; Metazoa; Arthropoda; Insecta; Hymenoptera; Formicidae
Product: RCC1 and BTB domain-containing protein 1-like
Molecular function (GO): protein binding
Source: RefSeq, a predicted model, not a curated record
CUCCCUCACCCCGUCAUCGUGCAUGCGUGCACACGUCGUCGUCGCGUAUCGGGAUCUUCUUCUUUUCUCUCUCUUUCUUCCUUGCUUGCCUCGGAGAGGGUCCUCGUUGACGGUCCACCAGGAGGCCGCGGGCGCACAAAUCCUCUUCUUCUGGAACUGUCACCCGGAUUCACCUCGGCGAUCGACGCCGUGACAGUCCAGGUGGUGGAGGGGGUCGAUUCUUCUUUGUGAGCCACGAACUGUCGAAGAGACGUAGAGAGAAGGUGGAAUUGUUGGAGGACGGAUUCUGAUUGGCGGGAAACUGGAUUUUUCGGCCUAGGGAAUUUUUUGACGUUUCUCAUUGGCUCCGGUAUUUCGAUGGGGGACGAUCGAUAACGUUCGGAGUUUUUAUGGAGGUUUCCCGUCUAGAUUCUUUCGCGUUUUCAUUGACGCCGAGCUUUCAAGAUCAAUUCGCGGUUGAUCUAUAUAUUGACAUGUGUGUAUAUUCGAGGCUGUCAUCGAAGCAGACGGAAAUCUAACAAAGGAUGAAGCGGACCUGGGGACGUAUAAUGAUGAAUAUGUUGUGAAAAUUGAUGAAUGUAAUUAAUUGUUGUGUAGAGACGCGAAGUGGGAAAUAAUUACGGAUGCACAUAAAUUAUAGCAGAAUGAAAAGCGACGUACGUGGGAUAAAAUUAAUAUGUCAAACGUUAUCGAGAUACUGAAGAAGAGAGACUGAGAGGGACAUUUUGUUUAUGAAAUAAUUUUACACGCAAUAUGAAUUCCCUGGAUCUUCGAAACUGGCCAAUCUUCAGCUUACUGGAGCCAGAAUUCGUCUCUCGAAUUCACAUGGUGGUAGUUUAUGGUAACUUGGGAAAUGAAGCUUUAAUUGUGACAAAAGAUAAGAUGGUGUACGGCUUAGGCAACAACAUUGCUGGUUGUUUGGGAACCAGCGAUGCUCACAGCACUUUGCAUCCAAAGAAGAUAGAAGUCUUGUGCGACAAAGAUAUAAAGAUGUUUGCCUAUGGCAGUGGACCUCACGUUUUGGCUCUCACAGAGAAGGGAGAGGUAUAUUCCUGGGGUCACAAUGGCUACUGCGAAUUAGGAAACGGAACGUGCAAUCAAGGCCUCACACCCACUCUAGUAAACAUGCCUACUCUAGGAGCAGGUUUGAAUAUGAAGCGCAUUGUGGAUAUUGCGUGUGGGAGCCAUCAUUCCAUCGUUCUCACCGAAGACGGGGAGGUGUAUGCCUGGGGGCAAAAUAAUUGCGGACAAGUGGGUAGCAGUAUCAGUACGAAUCAGGGCGCCCCGCGACAAGUGAACUCCAACCUGGCCGGGAAGAAGGUCGUCCACAUCUCCUGCGGUCAAACCUCCAGUAUGGUGGUAACAGACAACGGUGAGGUGUACGGUUGGGGCUAAGGUGUUGGCCAGCUGGGAAUAGGCAAUUACGUGAAUCAGAUGACUCCUAGUCGAGUCGGCUCGCUGAUAGGCAUCGUAAUAGUCAAAGUGGUCUGCGGAUACGCGCACACGUUGGCGCUGACGGACGAGGGGAAGCUCUACGUCUGGGGUGGGAAUAGUUACGGUCAAUUAGGAAUUGGUAACAAGACAAACGCCUGCAAUCCAGUCUUGGUCAGCCACGAGAUGGGAAGGGUGUCCGAUAUCGCCGCCCUGCACUACAAUCACAUAAGCGUCGCCGUCGGCCUAGGCGGACGGGUCUACAUGUGGGGUCACUGUCGAGGACAGAGCAUCACGACCCCGACCGCCACCCCAUUCUCGAACAUACACGAUGCACUCGCGUGUUACGGAUCGCCCAGUGUCAUGCAUAAACCACUGAUUUUGCACGCGAACGAGGAUUCGAGCAUAUUGGAAUGUCUGGGAUCCGCGUUCGACGAUUCCUCGACGAGCGAUCUGACAAUACAGGUGAACGGACACUCGAUUCACGUCCACAAGGCUAUCCUGAAGAUCCGUUCUCCAUACUUCAGGACCAUGUUCCAGCAUAACUGGGCGGAAAACAAUCAGAGUAUCAUCGAGCACGAUCAAUUUUCCUACGUCGUGUAUAAAGCCUUUCUGAAGUACCUGUACACCGACAUGAUCGAUUUGCCUGCGGAGAAGGCGUUAGAGCUCCUGGAUUUGGCUAACGCGUACUGCGAAAAUAAUCUCAAGAGACAUUGCAUUCAGAUGAUAAAGCAAGGAAUCACCAUAUCAAAUGCGGCCUAUUUGUACAGCGUCGCGAUCGAGUACAAUGCCAAGGAACUCGAGGAGUUUUGCUUCAAGUUCGCCUUGAACCACAUGACAGCCGUGACGCAGACGGAGAAUUUCGCGAAGCUGGACGAGAACACGGUAAAAACCUUUAUCAUUAAAGCGGCCAAGGCCGGCGCUUUUAGGACGUAAUCCGUCUGUAUUUGCCCUAAGGAUACGUUUUCGACGGAAAUGGACGGAAAUCGCCAAAUCUGUCUGUUGCUGCACGAGUAUUCGCGACGAGAUUCCUAAUAGUCGCGUAUAGGCUGACGUAGGAAGGGGUCGCGUUGCUUCGGCGACUCGCUUCCUCCCUCGCAUUUAGCUCUCUCGUUAGCAUUUUGCUCGUAAGUAAGAAGCCAUUUUUUUCACCGUGCAAUCUAAUCGGCGUGUCAUCGACAAUAAGUCGCGAAAAACAAGAUGCCAUUAAUCUCAGGCGUGAUUUCCUCGUGAGAUCUUGGAUAAAGGUGAUUUUUUUAACAAGGUAUACUCGAGAUUCUUAUCUCUCUGCUUGGAACGAAGAGAGAAACGGGACAAUUGUUGUUAUUCGCCGAUGCAAUUGAGAACGAUCUUAUAAAUCAUUGUAUUUAAUAUAAUGUGUCAAAUCUGUCGAGCAAAAUUGCGACAAGUCAAUUUCGUUUAUCAUUCCUGCGAUAAUAUAUAAUAUACAUAGCAUAGUCGUCCGACUUUUGCAACGAUUUUACAAUUAUAGAUUCUACGUCGAUUUUCAUGUUUUAUUUUUUACCAGAUGCAAUUUUUGUAAACUCCAAUUAACUGUGUCUGAACGAAUAGAAAUAAAAUUUUUCAACACCGUCGAAGGAA